GUUGUUGUCGGAGAUCGAAGAAGAAGACGUUGCGCAGCCGCCGCAGUGUUAACCCCAAACGUUUAAUUGUUAAACCUUCGUGUGCAACAGUGCUUCAUUUAAAGUGAAUAUUUAGUGAAAAUCGCGAAAAUCUUCGCAUUUGGGAAUUUAGCAUGGCUUAUUACAGGGAAUAUGAAGAUUAUGGUAAUCAGAGAGAAUAUGAUGACCGCAGAGGUUAUGAUAAAAACAGAGGUUAUGAUACUCGCAGAGAUAGUAACAACAGAGGUGCUGGUCAUAGGAGUCCUCAUCGAAAAAUGAUGUCAAGGGAAAAAGCAGAAAAUAUUUUAGAUGUGGAGGCGAGAUUUCGUGACUUCUGGUAUCUAGAUAAUGGAGAAGAUAAUCGUGACCGGCUUCAGGACGCAAUCGAUGUUGUAUAUAACACGGUCCCAGGAAAUGAUUAUGUAAUUGAUUACAUGGAAUGCCAGAAUAGCUGCCGUUUGAAAGUCAAAUGUUUGACUUGCAACGUCGAGUUGACAGGCUAUGAUCCUUUCAUUACUCAUGAAAAGGGAAAACCACAUAAAAAGGUACGACAGCAGAUCAUCUGUAUCAAGGAUCCCAACAUAAAAGCAGAGCUGACAAAACAGCCACAUAACCUUACGAAAGGAAUCUUUGAACCAAAUUCAUUAGAAGACAUGAUUGAUCACUGCAAAGAAACCAUCCUGGGAGUCCACUUUCUUUAUAAGGAAGUGAGAGAAAGGCCGUAUUUCACUUGCACACUUUGCCUUAAGGAGAAGGGGAGCAAGGUGUCUACCGUCAGUUCAAACAAGAUGUAUAAACAUCUUCUGGGGACCACUCACAAUAAAAAAUACAUGAGUGUCAAGUUUGGAAUUAGCCAAAGAAAUGGUUUCCAAAAUAUUCUUCUUGAAUACGAGAGGUUUGAAGGAAAAAUACACGCUCCUAUAAUAGAUUUCACAAAUCAGAUGGUUCUUGCAACGGUAAAAAAGGAAGAGAUAAAAAUGGAACCGGAAACAAAAUUCAAACCUUUUCCAGUGAAACGGGAGCGGUCGGACUCUGAAGAAUCAACGUCAGGGAGGUCAAGAAAGAAACUAAUCAGGACUCCCAGUCCUGCAAUUUUUAUGAAAACAGAAAUAAUAUCGCCAACUGCGUCUCCUAUAAGAGAAUUGCCCCAAGUCAUGGCACCUAUAAGAGAAUUCCCCCAAGUCAUGGCUCCUGCAUCCAAGGAUGCAGAAACAAUGACUGAAAACCCAAGAAGUUCUUCACCAAUUUUCCAACUUUUAGAAGAAUCAGCAAACCUAAAGUUGCCAGGUGCAUGCAACUUACUGCAGGAGGACCCCUUCAUGGUACGUUUACUCUGCGACGGGUUGAUAGAAUUAAACAGGAAAAAAGCCGUCUUGUUCAAGGACCAGGGUGUAAUGUGCUGGGAUUUCAAAGGAGAAGUAGUAAACAAAGCUUAUGAUUGUGCCAUGGAUCUUGAAAGAAAGCAUCUACUGGAACUCAAAGCGAUGUUAGAAGAGAUGUUAUAAAAGUAAUAGAACAUUGUCUAUGUACUUACCUUAUAGGAAUACAGUACCAUUGCAUUUUAUGCUGGAACAGUUUAUAAAUUCUUGUGUACAUCAAGGAAGUGUGCAGAUCUAGAUGGCACUCAUAACUAAAUCUGCAGGAAAAGUAUCAUUUUUUUUAGAAAGAGUGAUCAUUUCUUUUCAGUGCAUAUUUUUGUAUUCUUUGUCAGUGCAUAUUUUUGUAUUCUAUGUAUCAAUGGUAUGUAUAUUUUUUUAAUGCUAAGGAGUGUACAUUUAACUAGCAGUCGUUUUUUUUUUAUAUACACUGAUUCGCUCAAAGGUUUUAAAUAUUUUAAGUUGAGGUAUAACUCUAUAAUAAAAAAAAGAGGAUAGGACACCUUUGCUUUUUCAGCAUGUUGCAUUAAGUUAGCGUAUACUGUUCCAUUUAUUAUGCCCGAGAUUAUUGUGAUAUCUGUGAAGUUUCCUUUACUGAAACGGUUUACAAAUGUGAGGAGGUAGGUAAGGUUAGUUUGUAGUUCUUUUCUGUUUGAUUUAGCUCAUCCACCUUCAGAUUUUCUUCAGUCUAUUUAUUUUCUCAAACAUUUGUUUGUGUCGUUCAAACAUUUGUUGGUGUCCCUCUCCUUGCUGCAGAAAAUGUAAGUUGGAAAGUGAUAUUCACAACAUUGCAGGUCCUUGUGUGUUGAGUAGUACAUAUUGUCUGUACCCAUGAGUAUUAAACUCAUUUUAAUGCAUUUUUCAUCACCGAGUGAUAGAAUAAUACUAUACUUAUAUGCUGUGCCUUGUACUUUAUGGUACUAUACUGAUUGUUAUUGUAAUAGUCAUUGGUCCAUAUUUAAGGUCAGAAUGUUGUAUCUUGUCCUUGUCUGUCUUAUGUCAAGUCCAUGAAUCAUUUAGUUUUCACCAGUAUUUUUGUUUUUUAUUUUCAUAUUUCUUCUUUAAAAUGUUAAAGAAUUGAUGAAGUACUCCCCCACAAAAAUUGCUUACAGCAUUUGCUAUUUGUAUAAGGAAGAAGAAAAGUUGAGUUAAACAAACAAAAAUAUAGAAUUUUUAUUGGUAUGAAGUUGAACAGUGUAUUACAACCCAAGUAUUAUUGCUGUGCAGAAGUGUGGAUGCACCUGUGUAACAGUCCAGGGGUUUGCAUCAAUAUUUCCACCAAAUCCAUUGUUAGAAUUUUUUCAUUGUAAUGUAGUUCUAACAGUUCUGGUGUGCUAUAUUUCAGAGCCUAAAAAUUUGUAAAAAUCUCGUAACAAACUGGAAACAGUACAUUGUCUCCAAACAACACAAAUAGACUGAAGUAUUUCUGAGACUUCAGUAUUUCUGAUCUUACAACAAUAGUGUAAAAAAAAAGCAUAAAAUGCUAUAAAAAUUCCAAAAAUAUCCUCCUGUUCUUCAUUUCUGAUAUAUUUUCCGUAUCUUGAGUAUUUUAGCUGACAUCUGCUUAUAUAUCAUCAGCUUGAUCUGGUAGCCGGGCUUUUGUCAUCUGAUAAAUUUAUCGUCGUACUGCAUUGUUUCUUCUUGCUCAUGAUUACUUUGUCUUUUCUUUGGUUUCUUUUUGCAUGGAAGAAAAUUGACUUGUAAGACACCAAAGCAGAUGAACAUAUUGACUCCUAUACAUGAUUCAAUAUGUCUGUUUUAAUUGUACAGGUCUCUUGUAUUUGGACAUACAUGUGUGUUUUUGUGUGUAUGUGUGGAUGUAAGAAUCAUACAUAUUGGUUUAUGUGUUGUUACCUUUUCUUUAUUGCCAAACCCUAUGGGUAUCCAGAAUAAUGAAAAUGGUUAAUAACCACUGACUACCUCGGACCAACAAUUAAUCUGGGUCAUUGGGAUCUAUUAGGAGCUAAGGGAUUUCAUCACUAGUCAAUUUCUUUGAAAAGCAUGUUUUAGGAAAACCUAUGUUUGGUAGCUGCUGUGAGUCCUCAAACCUUCCCACUUUCCCUGAAGAAAAGGUAUGGGACUUGGGUGAACAUUUUUCUUGCUCAGACCUGGCAUCUUAUGAAGAUGUCAUAGACUUGUUGUCACAUCUGCGUAAUCAUUUUAGGAGUCCCUUAUAUUCUAUCACUGUGCCAACAUGCAUUAUUCUGGCUGAGACCAACUAUAAGGGACAUUUUUGUAAUUGUUGGUCAGUCUUAUGGAGCCCUUGGGGGGGGUGGGGGACCAUGAGAAAGUAACUCUUUUGAGGACUCACAGCAGGUACCAAAAAUAGGUUUUUACUGUGUUAAUACCUGCUUUAGAGUUGUCCAGCAAAGAAAUGUCUAAUGUUAUAUUUACUUCAUGCUGAGCACUGUAACAUUAUUUAAUAGAUAUUUUGACAAGAUUUUUGCAUUAGUUGUUAAUACUAAAUUUCUGUAAUAUACUACUGUAUAGCAUUUGUUUGUAGUGUAACUUUUGCCAAAGGUAAGAAGGAGUAUUUUUUGUAUCUGUGAGGUCUUUCAUUGAUUGUGUAAAUAUUUACAGUACAAUGUGCUUUUAACUUGAUCACUGCUGUGAAAGUAGUAAGGAGCUCUUUUGUUUUUUGUUUUUUUUUUAAAUAUUGUGCAUGUUUGGUUAGUAUAUAAACUAUAAUUCCCAAGGAAGUAUUACCUUUUGUCUUUGUCAAUUUAUGCUCAAGCUGUGCUGAUUUCAGGAAGAGCACUUUAUUUAGCUUGCAAAGCAGUGUUUAGGUUGAACAGGAUAAAAAUACCAAAGUUUUUAUAGUGAGUCUGGAUAGUUUGAAAGGAGAUUUUUUCAUUGAUAUAAGUAUUGUGUUGAAAAGCUGUUGAAUAGAUUACCCUUUGCCCCAUUUGUUGUUAACUUAGAUCUCUCUCAGCGUCUUUGUUAAAUUUUGAAUUCACCUCAAAGUUUCAGUGACCUAUCACUGUUGACUGACUUUUUUUUCGAGUAUAAAAAGAGAAUUCACACUUGGUUUACACACAAGCUUGUUACUGAAUUCUCACAUCCUUGUAAAAUCUUGAACACUUCAUUUGUUUGUUUGUUUGUAUGGUGUUU
Macrobrachium nipponense is the source of this 4505-nucleotide messenger RNA. RefSeq lists its product as uncharacterized. The transcript is spliced from 12 exons. Bases 153 to 1523 code for a protein of 456 amino acids. Lineage: Eukaryota; Metazoa; Arthropoda; Malacostraca; Decapoda; Palaemonidae. The record is from RefSeq and is a predicted model, not a curated record.